Molecule: messenger RNA, 3660 nt
Organism: Danio aesculapii
Lineage: Eukaryota; Metazoa; Chordata; Actinopteri; Cypriniformes; Danionidae
Gene: msna
Product: moesin a
Exons: 14
Coding region: 323-2062 (579 amino acids)
Biological process (GO): positive regulation of early endosome to late endosome transport; regulation of organelle assembly; regulation of cell shape
Cellular component (GO): plasma membrane; cytoskeleton; filopodium
Molecular function (GO): actin binding; cell adhesion molecule binding
Source: RefSeq, a predicted model, not a curated record
GCGGAGUUUAGUCAAGCGCGCUUUGGUGUGCCUCCAUCGGCUGGGCUGGGUGUGGUUUUCAAAACUCAGUUCCGUUAGCAGGAAAUCGACUCUAGGACCACCAGUACUUCUCUGAGCGACAAAGACGCGGCGAAAAGUGAAACUUUGUCUCCGGGGUCUGGAAGGGAUUUGAGGAGAAGCUUUUCCACACACGAGCGGCUAGGCUUGUUGACUGUUGCGCGUGGACAUCAGCCGAUGGGAAAAGUUUGGCUUUCUGUUGACUUCAUUGUACCAGCUUCAGUUUGUGACACAUUCGUGAGGGAAGAGACUAGAUACCGACAAAAUGCCGAAAACGAUCAGCGUUCGUGUGACUACGAUGGAUGCAGAGCUGGAGUUUGCCAUCCAACCCAGCACCACCGGGAAACAGUUAUUUGACCAGGUGGUGAAAACCAUUGGGCUGAGGGAGGUGUGGUUUUUUGGACUUCAGUAUCAGGACACCAAAGGCUUUUCCACCUGGCUUAAACUCAACAAGAAGGUUACAGCUCAAGACGUCCGCAAGGAGAGUCCUUUGCUGUUUAAAUUCAGAGCAAAGUUUUACCCAGAGGACGUUUCAGAGGAACUGAUCCAGGAGGCGACUCAAAGACUCUUCUUCCUUCAGGUUAAAGAGGGCAUCCUGAAUGAUGAUAUCUACUGCCCUCCUGAGACUGCAGUGUUGCUGGCCUCUUAUGCUGUACAGGCCAAAUAUGCAGACUAUAACAAAGAUGCUCACACUCCUGGAUACUUGUCCAAUGAGAAACUGCUCCCACAGAGAGUUCUAGAGCAGCACAAGCUGAAUAAGGAGCAAUGGGAGGAAAGAAUUCAGGUCUGGCACGAGGAGCACAAGGGCAUGUUGAGAGAGGACUCAAUGAUGGAGUAUCUGAAGAUAGCUCAGGAUCUGGAGAUGUAUGGUGUGAAUUACUUCAGUAUUAAGAAUAAGAAGGGAUCAGAGCUGUGGCUCGGUGUGGACGCUCUGGGACUCAACAUCUACGAGCAGAAUGACAAGAUGACACCUAAAAUUGGUUUCCCCUGGAGUGAGAUCAGGAACAUUUCUUUCAACGAUAAGAAAUUUGUCAUCAAACCCAUUGAUAAAAAAGCCCCGGACUUUGUGUUCUAUGCCCAGCGUUUACGCAUUAAUAAGAGGAUUCUGGCUCUGUGCAUGGGGAACCAUGAGCUUUAUAUGAGACGCCGUAAACCAGACACCAUCGAGGUCCAGCAGAUGAAGGCACAGGCCAAGGAGGAAAAGAACCACAAGAAGAUGGAAAGGGCAUUGUUGGAGGAUGAACGUAAAAAGAGAGAGCAGGCUGAAAAGGAGAAAGAGAAGAUUGAAAAAGAAAAAGAAGAGCUGAUGGAGAGACUCAGAGUGAUCGAGGAGCAGACAAGAAAAGCUCAGCAAGAGCUGGAGGAGCAGACCCGCAAGGCACUGGAGUUGGAGCAGGAGCGAAAACGUGCUCAGGAGGAGGCUGAGCGUCUGGAGCGAGAGCGCCGUCUGGCAGAAGAGGCCAAAUCGGCUCUGCUGCAGCAGUCAGAGAGCCAGAUGAAGAACCAGGAGCAUCUGGCAACUGAACUGGCAGAGUUGACCUCUAAGAUCUCCCUGCUUGAAGAUGCCAAAAAGAAGAAAGAGGAUGAAGCAUUAGAGUGGCAGACAAAGGCCACUAUGGUGCAGGAGGACCUGGAGAAGACUAAAGAGGAGCUGAAGAACAAAGUCAUGUCAUCCCAUGUCACAGAGCCAGUGCAUGGAGAAAAUGACAACGAUGAGGGCGACGAGAGCAGUGCAGAAGCCUCUGCAGAACUGACCUCCGCAGCCGCCUAUAAGGACAGGAGCGAGGAGGAGCGCAUGACGGAGGCUGAGAAGAACGAACGAGUGCAGAAGCAUCUGCUGGCUCUUACUUCUGAGCUUGCCAAUGCUCGUGAUGAGACCAAGAAGACCCAGAAUGACAUGAUUCAUGCAGAGAAUGUACGAGCAGGACGCGACAAAUACAAGACGCUUCGCCAGAUCCGCUCCGGAAACACCAAACAGCGAAUCGACGAGUUUGAGUGCAUGUAAUGUACCAGCGUCAGCCAGCAGGGGGAGCUACAGCCCGCUUUUUGCAUCAUGCCUGCAGAGGAACUACAGUACCCACAAUGCACCACUUAAACCGAAAAUAAAGCCAAAAAUAGAAAUAAUGCUGCACAAUUCAAAAAUCCCUUUAAUUCAUGAGUGUUGUUUGGGUUACUUCAUUAUGAUAAGGGAGUUUUUUUUUCUUUUGUUGGAUUUGUGUUUUGAUCUAGGUGUUGCUUUUUUUAAAAAAAAGGAAAACAUUAACGGUUUACUGAUUUAACCGAAUUAAAGGGUUUUAACUUCAGUACAACUGGGAAUUCUGUAGGAUUUGAAGUAUAAGAAUAAAACAUUCCAGUAUUAAGAUAGAAAGCCUAUGGAGUCAAUCUAGGGCCAUUUAUACUUGCAAAAUAAAAGUAAGUUUUACAAACAAAAAAUAAAGUAUUGAGCAAAAAAAUAAAUAAAUUCAAAUCUCCAAAAAUCACAAAGCAAAAAAUUAUUAUUUUGCUAACAAAUAUAUAUAUAUAUAUAUAUAUUUGCAAUAAAAAAACUAUUAAACUCAUGUUUUUCACAAAUUUAUUAUUUUUUUUAGGAGAUUUACAUUUUAUUUAUUUAUUUUUUCCUCAAUACUAAAUUUUUUGUUUGCAUAACUUUCUUUUAUUUUGCAAGUAUAUAUGGCCCUAGAUUGACUCCAUAAAAGCGCUCCAGAGACACGUCAGUGUGCCAAGACUGUAUUUCAAAAGGGUAUAGUUGAAUUAUGAAACUUCACAGUGCCGUUGUGAUGGUCUAAUAGCCUAGCUAUUGUUUAACAUUGUAUCGAUGUGCCUUUCUAAUAAAACAAUUACAGUAUAGAUUAAAACACAUGCCUAGGAUCAUGGUUACCUGCUCCUCUUCAACCACUCCCCAGAACUCUGUGUGUGUGUGUGUGUGUGUGUGAAUGCGUGUGUGUGAGACCGAGAGAAAGAGAGAGAUCUGUUGAUAAUUCCCUUAGUUAUAGUUUCUCAAAUCUGCAGGUUGGUGGCCGCUCCCUGUUUGUGCCUUUUCACUGAAGGAAAAAAGAAGAGAAAAUAUCAAACUGUAUUUUUAGUGUAGUUUUUAAUCCUAUUAUUAUUUUAAGCUGUUUUUAUUUUUAAAGAAGAGACUGUUUUGUUGUUGUUUUUUUUGAGACAUUUGAACAUUUUUCUCAGUAUUAUUUUAAAGAAUCCUUAAAUAGAACGAGAGUUAAACAACAUCAUCUGGGGUUACAUUUCUCCUUUUAUUUCUGAGCAGUAUUUACCCAGAGUGUACACACUUUUGAAUAGCCCUGCACUCGUAGGCAGUGCCUUAGUUGUUGUUUUUAUGAUCUAUAUCCAUUUUAUUUUUUAUUCCUGUGGCAAUAUGCUGCACAGAAGCAAUAUGACAUGUUUCCACGCUGCUUUGGAAGAAUUCUUCAUUCAGAACCUGAUCUUAAAAUAUGAAGCUUGUUUUUAUCACAUAGAGCGUUCUUGUUAACUGGGCAGUUUCUUGUCCUAAGGCUGCAGGUGGGUUUUUUUGUCAACCAAUCAGAAAAGAUUGCUGCUUUAUUUUUUUCCCCCCCAUUCCAACUGUCAAUAAAAUAAUCAAAAACA